UCCUUGUCAUCAGAUAGUAGAUGCGUCUUCCCUUCACCGUCUUGUGCACCCCCCUUUCCCCAGCCUCAUUCAUGUCUCUGGAAUUGCACCAGCCAAAGAAUAAAUGUGCAUCCUUUUUAAUCUCCCCAGCAGCGUCCAUCUCCAAGAGAGUAUGAAGAGAGUGCAUCUGUAGGGCAGGGAAGAUGGCGGACAAGCGCAAACUCCAAGGUGAGAUUGAUCGCUGCCUCAAGAAGGUGUCCGAGGGCGUCGAGCAGUUUGAAGAUAUUUGGCAGAAGCUCCACAAUGCAGCCAACGCGAACCAGAAAGAAAAGUAUGAGGCUGACCUAAAGAAGGAGAUUAAGAAGCUUCAACGGCUGAGGGACCAGAUCAAGACAUGGGUAGCGUCCAACGAGAUCAAGGACAAGAGGCAGCUCAUAGAGAACCGCAAGCUCAUUGAAACGCAAAUGGAGCGGUUCAAAGUCGUGGAGCGAGAGACCAAAACCAAAGCCUACAGCAAGGAGGGCCUGGGCCUGGCGCAGAAGGUGGACCCCGCCCAGAAGGAGAAGGAGGAGGUUGGCCAGUGGCUCACGAACACGAUCGACACUCUAAACAUGCAGGUGGACCAGUUUGAGAGUGAAGUGGAGUCCCUGUCGGUGCAGACACGCAAGAAGAAAGGCGACAAGGAUCAGAAGCAGGACCGGAUUGAGGGCCUGAAGCGGCACAUCGAGAAGCACCGCUACCAUGUGCGCAUGCUGGAGACCAUCCUGCGCAUGCUGGACAACGACUCCAUCCUGGUGGAUGCCAUCCGGAAGAUCAAGGACGACGUCGAGUACUACGUCGACUCCUCCCAGGACCCAGACUUCGAGGAGAACGAGUUCCUCUACGACGACCUGGACCUCGAGGACAUUCCACAGGCGCUGGUCGCCACCUCCCCCCCCAGCCACAGUCACAUGGAGGAUGAGAUCUUCAACCAGUCGAGCAGCACACCCACCUCCACCACCUCCAGCUCUCCCAUCCCACCGAGCCCGGCCAACUGCACCACGGAAAACUCUGAAGACGACAAGAAGAGGGGACGCUCAACGGAUAGUGAAGUUAGCCAGUCUCCUGCCAAAAACGGCUCCAAGCCCAUCCACAGCAGCCAGCACCCUCAGUCCCCAGCUGUGCCGCCCAGCUACUCGUCUGGCCCCUCGCCUGCCGCCUCUGCCCUGAGCACCGCCCCUGGCAAUAAUGGGGCCCCCACCCCAGCAGCACCCCCAAGUGCCCUGGGCCCCAAGGCCAGCCCAGCCCCUGGCCACAACUCGGGCACCCCUGCCCCCUAUGCCCAGGCUGUGGCCCCACCGGCCUCCAGUGGGCCCAGCGCCAACCAGCCCCGGCCCCCCAGCGUCCAGCCUGGUGGCGGAGGCAGCGGAGGCAGCAGCAGCAGUAAUAGCAGUGGAGGUGCCGGUGCUGGCAAGCAGAACGGUGCCACCAGUUACAGCUCGGUCGUGGCUGACAGCCCAGCAGAGGUGGCUCUCGGCAGCAGUGGGGGCAGCAAUGCCAGCAGCCAGGCUCUGGGCCCCCCGUCUGGCCCCCACAACCCACCCCCCAGUACCUCGAAGGAACCCAGCGCAGCUGCCCCAGCGGGCACUGGGGGCGUGGCCCCAGGCUCAGGGAACAAUGCUGGGGGACCCAGCCUCCUGGUGCCACUUCCUGUGAACCCUCCCAGUUCCCCAACGCCCAGCUUCAGCGAUGCCAAGGCAGCUGGCACCCUGCUCAACGGACCCCCCCAGUUCAGUGCUGCCCCGGAGAUCAAGGCUCCUGAGCCCCUGAGCUCGCUGAAGUCCAUGGCAGAGCGGGCAGCCCUCAGCUCCGCCAUCGAGGACCCUGUGCCAACGCUGCACCUGACUGAGCGAGACAUCAUCCUGAGCAGCACAGCAGCACCUCCAGCCUCAGCCCAGCCGCCCCUACAGCUGUCAGAGGUGAACAUACCGCUGUCCCUGGGGGUGUGUCCCUUGGGGCCUGUGCCUCUCACCAAGGAGCAGCUCUACCAGCAGGCGAUGGAGGAGGCUGCCUGGCACCACAUGCCCCACCCCUCUGACUCGGAGCGGAUCAGACAGUACCUCCCCCGGAACCCCUGCCCGACGCCCCCCUACCACCACCAGAUGCCACCCCCGCACUCGGACACCGUGGAAUUCUACCAGCGCCUGUCCACCGAGACGCUCUUCUUCAUCUUCUACUAUCUGGAGGGCACUAAGGCACAGUACCUGGCAGCUAAGGCCCUGAAGAAACAGUCGUGGCGAUUCCACACCAAGUACAUGAUGUGGUUCCAGAGACACGAGGAGCCCAAGACCAUCACCGACGAGUUCGAGCAGGGCACCUACAUCUACUUUGACUACGAGAAGUGGGGCCAGCGGAAGAAGGAAGGCUUCACCUUUGAGUACCGAUACCUGGAGGACCGGGACCUCCAGUGACACCAGCCCCUCCCUCCAUCCUCCCUCUCCCCCCCGCAUGCUGAUCCCCUGCCCAGGUGAGGGCCCUGCCCUGGAAGACAGGGGAGGCCCCAGGCUACGGGGCAGCCCCCUCCCCCAGGAAGCAAGAAGGGGGCCCAGAGGUUCUCUUCCUCUCAGCCCCGGCCUGGGGGCCUGGGGGUGAGGGCUGCCCCCUCCUCCCCUCCCCAGUGAGGGACAUUUUUUGGUAA
Molecule: messenger RNA, 2656 nt
Organism: Pteronotus mesoamericanus
Lineage: Eukaryota; Metazoa; Chordata; Mammalia; Chiroptera; Mormoopidae
Gene: CNOT3
Product: CCR4-NOT transcription complex subunit 3
Exons: 17
Coding region: 183-2429 (748 amino acids)
Biological process (GO): regulation of stem cell population maintenance; regulation of DNA-templated transcription; nuclear-transcribed mRNA poly(A) tail shortening
Cellular component (GO): CCR4-NOT core complex; nucleus; P-body
Source: RefSeq, a predicted model, not a curated record